This is a messenger RNA of Protopolystoma xenopodis, 420 nucleotides long. The record is from the annotation of a GenBank genome assembly. NCBI's taxonomy places the organism in Eukaryota, Metazoa, Platyhelminthes, Monogenea, Polystomatidea, Polystomatidae.
AUGCCUGUUUACUUUGUGCCCUCUGUACUUCUAGGCGAGAGUAUCAACCUUGACCUCGAGCCUCUGGGCAACCCAAAGAUUCUGCGCUAUCAGUGGCGGCGAAAUGGCAAGCCGCUUCCAACUGUCCUCACGGCAGACUCGGGAACGAACCUGGUCAGACUCGAGUCGUCAUCGGCAACCGAGGCAUCUGGGCCUACACCACGCCUUCGUAGUCAAGAGUCGCGGCUAGUGAUUGAUAAUGUACAGGCGGACGACAUGUCCAACUACACGCUGGUGGUGGAGAACAAGUUGGGGGCUGGGCAGUUCACCUUCUUCUUGAACGUUACACGUGAGCUGCUUGUUGUAUUCACAGGUUACCAUCCGCCCUUUAAGACAAUGUAUAUGAUUCGGUGUAACACAGUCACUCUGGUUACAUCAUAA